Messenger RNA from Paramisgurnus dabryanus, 2080 nucleotides. It is a transcript of the gene rnf2, whose product is annotated as ring finger protein 2. The record is from RefSeq and is a predicted model, not a curated record. NCBI's taxonomy places the organism in Eukaryota, Metazoa, Chordata, Actinopteri, Cypriniformes, Cobitidae. Gene Ontology annotation, cellular component: ubiquitin ligase complex; PcG protein complex. Gene Ontology annotation, molecular function: chromatin binding; ubiquitin protein ligase activity.
CGCGGCGCGCUGUCUGGGAAAGGAAUAGAGUAUCCACAACACUGAAGUGUGUCAUUUGACAGAGCAGAGGAGAUAUGAAACUAAGUGAAGGAUCCACGCGUAUAAACAUGACACAGACAGUACAGACGAAUGGGGUCCAACCCCUAAGCAAGACCUGGGAACUCAGUCUUUAUGAACUACAGAGAACUCCACAGGAGGCCAUCACGGACGGUCUGGAGAUCGCCGUGUCCCCACGCAGCUUGCACAGUGAACUCAUGUGUCCCAUCUGCUUGGACAUGCUGAAAAACACCAUGACCACCAAGGAGUGCCUACACCGCUUCUGUGCUGACUGCAUUAUCACCGCUCUCAGAUCAGGAAAUAAGGAAUGUCCAACGUGCAGAAAGAAGCUGGUGUCUAAGCGCUCGCUCCGUCCCGACCCUAACUUCGAUGCCCUGAUCAGUAAGAUUUACCCGAGCAGAGACGAGUACGAGGCCCAUCAGGAGAGAGUGCUGGCCCGCAUUAGCAAGCACAACAACCAGCAGGCACUCAGCCACAGUAUUGAAGAAGGCCUUAAAAUCCAGGCCUUGAACAGACAGCCGCGGGGUAAGAAGCACCAGAUUGAAAACGGCAGUGGGGCAGAGGACAAUGGGGACAGCUCACACUGCAGUAACGCAUCAGUGCACAGUAACCAGGAGGCUGGGCCCAGUAUCAAACGAACCAAAACUUCAGACGACUCGGGGCUUGACAUGGACAAUGCCACAGAAAACGGUGGAGGUGACUUGGCACUCGAUGGGGCCAGUGAGAUUGAACUGGUGUUUCGUCCUCACCCAACGUUGAUGGAGAAAGAAGAUGCUGCACAGACACGGUACAUCAAGACGUCAGGGAAUGCGACGGUGGAUCACCUCUCCAAAUACCUGGCCGUCAGACUAGCUCUCGAGGAAAUGCGCAAGAAUGCAGAGGCAAGCCCCAUCAAUGUAGAAGCGGCCAGUGAAAAACAGUAUACCAUCUACAUUCCCACAGCCAACAACCAGUUCACAGUCCUGAACGGUUCCUUUUCCUUGGAGCUGGUGAGCGAGAAGUACUGGAAGGUCAACAAGCCCAUGGAGUUGUACUUCGCCCCAACAAAGGAGCACAAAUGAAUACAGCAAGACACAAGGGCUGAGACAGGCCCAGGACAGACUGAUGGUUCAUUCUCUGGUCUUUCUCUCCUUCCUUCUGUCUUCUCGCUGUUCCUCCAUGUCUGGAGUUCUCUGGAGCCUUGACUCUUCAAUAACUGUGGCUGCUCUGAUUUGUUUUAUAUUUGUCUUUUUGUAUUGGAAAUGAGACAAGGGUUGAUUAAUAGGCAUGGGGUGAGAGGGCCAUAAGAGUCAAACCAGUGUGUGGAUGUCCCCCUCCCCACUUUUAAGUUGACACCAUCAUUUCAUUGUCAUAUGUUCAAUUCUUAUUUUUUGAAUCAAGAACAUAACCUUCAACAAACCAACAGGUUAGUCCCCAAAACGGAUACCACAACAUAAUUAAUUUAAGAGUCAAACAGGAUGUUUCACGAAAGACUCUUUCAGAAGGUGGCCUUCGUAGCCAGUGGUGGUGUCUUUUAACAUCAAACUACACAUAUGAAGCGUUUGUGAAGCUGUGAGAGAUUUUAAGUGCAUUUGUUGACACGCCACUCCUGUAGCAGCAACAUUUGUUGACUAACACAAUUGCAUUUUGCCACUGUGUGUCCAGAUAAUGUGAUGGCAUAGUUGACACUUUUCGUGUCACUAGUCUGCGCUACUGUGUUGGUCAAUUAAAAAACGUCAUAUGCUUUGGGGAUUGUACAUACAUCACUUUAUAGUAACCACAUUGAAAUUGUAUAUUGAUACCAUUGUUACAGCUAUUUCAGUACUUUUUCAAUAAACAUAAACUGGCAGUUGUACAUCAAAAUGAACCAAGUUUUUGAUAGUCGCAUUUUCAUAGAAGCUUUAUCAUCAAGACAAGAUCAAGUUUUUAGAGCAUGAAGUACUUUUAGUUUGACAUUCUUGGCAUACAUAUUGAGUUGUUGUUGUUUGGGGAAAAUGUAUACAGCGUUCUUUGUUUGAAAAAAUAAUAAAAUAAUGUAUGCAAA